UAAUCCGCAGGAUGGACCCAGCCUUACAAUCUGUAUGACGUGGAGCUUUGAGCAGUGCUUCCGGAUGUGAAGCAGGGAGCAGGAAGAUCAACCACAGCUUUUGGACGGUUCUUGUACAGAUCAUAAUGGGGGGCUUCUUUUCAAGUAUCUUUUCAAGUUUGUUUGGAACUCGAGAGAUGAGAAUUCUGAUCCUGGGAUUAGACGGAGCAGGAAAGACCACAAUUCUCUACAGAUUACAAGUGGGAGAAGUUGUCACAACCAUUCCAACAAUCGGUUUUAAUGUUGAGACUGUAACUUACAAGAAUCUAAAAUUUCAAGUAUGGGACCUGGGAGGACAAACAAGUAUCAGGCCCUAUUGGCGCUGCUACUAUUCUAAUACAGAUGCUGUUAUUUAUGUAGUAGACAGCUGCGACAGAGACAGAAUUGGGAUUUCAAAGUCAGAACUGGUCGCCAUGUUAGAGGAAGAAGAGUUGAAGAAAGCCAUUUUAGUUGUGUUUGCAAACAAGCAAGAUAUGGAACAGGCCAUGACUCCCACAGAGGUUGCAAAUUCCCUUGGUUUACCAGCACUGAAGGAUCGCAAAUGGCAGAUUUUCAAAACAUCGGCUACAAAGGGCACUGGGCUUGAUGAUGCUAUGGAAUGGUUGGUAGAAUCACUGAAGAGCAGGCAGUAACGUGAAUAUUCUUACGAUUCAAAUCUUUUCUGUCACUCCACAAAAGAAUGUUGCUGGAUGUACAUAGAACACGCAAGAUCACCACCGUAAUUUAUUCUUUGGUGAAAUGGAUGUGGGUCCAUCUUUAAUAAAAAUGUACCAUAGUCCAUUCUUUGUGCUUGCUGUUAUAUCUAGUGUAGUUUCACUUUAUUUAUGACCUUUUUGUAAUGAAAAUGUAGGGAAUAUACACUUUGGGUGUUAGAUAACCUAUCUUUCCCCUCUGCAAAGUAUUUUAUUUUUGAACUAUAAACUAAUAAAACAAAUUUUCAACUUCAACCAUUUGUUAGUGAUUGCACUGUGCAUGCUAUGUAGAUUCCAGCUUUUAAGUAGAAAAUAUUAAAACAUACCACUCAA
Molecule: messenger RNA, 1064 nt
Organism: Bombina bombina (fire-bellied toad)
Lineage: Eukaryota; Metazoa; Chordata; Amphibia; Anura; Bombinatoridae
Gene: ARL1
Product: ADP ribosylation factor like GTPase 1
Exons: 6
Coding region: 126-671 (181 amino acids)
Biological process (GO): vesicle-mediated transport; intracellular protein transport
Cellular component (GO): Golgi apparatus; cytoplasm
Molecular function (GO): GTPase activity; GTP binding
Source: RefSeq, a predicted model, not a curated record